This is a messenger RNA of Schizophyllum commune H4-8, 852 nucleotides long. RefSeq lists its product as uncharacterized. Lineage: Eukaryota; Fungi; Basidiomycota; Agaricomycetes; Agaricales; Schizophyllaceae. The record is from RefSeq and is a predicted model, not a curated record. The coding region runs from base 1 to 852 and encodes 283 amino acids. The transcript is spliced from 5 exons.
AUGGGCUGGCGUAAAGCGCACAUGCGCUCCCCUUGUGCUCCCUGGUACCGGAUUCCGUUCCUCGAGGAGUGGGCGUCCAUGGGAGGGAUCGGGCGCAUGCUCGAACGUAUCGAUCUCCGCUCAUUACCGCUCGAGGCGGACGGUGCAUGCUCAGGAGGACGACGGUGGAUGUCGUUGUACCGCUCGCGUACUGUACUGGGGCUCAUGAUGAAGGUCACUGAUCGAGGCGACGAAUUGGAGAAAUACCCUGUAGGGUGGUCCUCGCGAAACAAGUCUCAAUUGCACGCGCAGCCGCGACGCUGCUAUAAUGAAUGGACGAUCGACUUGAUCGACGGACAUUGUCGCUUGCAUGUUGAGUUCACCGCCUUUGUGCGGCCUCGAGGACUUGGCCCCGCUCACCGAGUAAGCCGCUCCAUGUACGCGCGCGGGGUGGGGCCGUUGGAGAGCGCCGGACAGACGCGAUUUGACCGCUACGCGGGCGCUCUUCUGGGCUGGAGAUUGUUGCCUGAAACGGUUGUACAUGCACUCAUUUUGUCUUGCAACCUGACGCGAGCAGCCGAGGAAGCGUCGACACAACCGAUGCGCUGCAUGGUGCUAUUUGGUUCGUCGCGUGGCAUCUUCACGGAACUGACGGCGAUGCGCCGCCCCCUCGGGCUCUGGGCGUGGCGGCGCUUGCCUAAUCUUUUCUUCCCUGAUCAUCGCCCUCAGGGUGACCAUCCCACCACCCUCAACGUCGUCCAGGACCUCAUCUUCUCAUCGCCGCGCGAGACUAUGACGAUAGCUACGACAGGGAUUACCUUCGAAGACUCGACGUGCUUUGGCGCGGGACAAUCUGGCAGCUGCGCUUCCUAA